Messenger RNA from Purpureocillium lilacinum, 1458 nucleotides. RefSeq lists its product as uncharacterized. Lineage: Eukaryota; Fungi; Ascomycota; Sordariomycetes; Hypocreales; Ophiocordycipitaceae. The record is from RefSeq and is a predicted model, not a curated record.
AUGGCGGGCUCGGUGACACCGACAACGCCAACACCUGCGGCGGCGGCGGCUCCGGCAGGAGCAGCAGCAGCAGCGCCGGCGAGAAAGAAGCCGAGGCGAAACGCAUCCUUCGCCGACGACGUCCGGUGGCAGCCGUCCGGGCCGACGCUGGCGCUCCGCAAGGACAGCGUGGGCGGGCCGUUUGGCUUCCUGAACCCGACGACGGCGCUGUACGAUAUCCGGAGCAACGACGAGCCUGGCGGCGGGCGCGCUGACCUGGCUGACUUGACCGACGCGGAGCGCCAGGAGCGCGCAAAGGUGCGCUGGAACGCGCGGGACUAUCGCAAGGGCCGCCACAUCCUCAUCCUCCCGCGCGCCGCGCCCCUCAGCUCGCGCCUCCACCCGAGCACCAACCCGCACAGCAUCCUGCGCGGCCUCGGCCGCAUGCUCACCCUGCACCCCUACUGGGACGUGUCGUGGUGGAUCGGCGUCUCCUUCACCGUCGGGUGCCUGCUCUUCGUCGUCGCCGGCUUCUUCUACUGGCUGCCCAUCGCCUACCCGGACACCGAGUUCCCCCACGAGUCCGACGUCGCCGGCGGCGUCCUCGUCUUCAUCGGCGCCACCCUCUUCCAGAUCGGCGCCGUGCUGCUCUUCCUCGAGUCGUACAAUGACCGCGCCGAGACGCAGUUUGGCGGCGCCGUGGAGGACUUGUUUGUGAAUCGGCUGGGCGUCGUGCGGAGGGGCCGCGGGCGCAGGCAUGUCCAUUUUGAGGCACCCUCGGCGGCAGCGGCGGCGGCGGCGGCGGCUGGCGCUCAGGGGCAGCAGAGCACGCGGCCAGGGUCCUCGUCGACGCCAAGCAGCGACGGCAAGCAAGAGGUUGACAAGGAGGCCCGAGGAGAUGGCGAUGCCCGGUCGCCUUCUCCUCAUGGGUCCCAUGGCCGCGACGACCAUCUUCACGGCGACGACGAUGACGGCCAGCACCACGGUCACAUCUUCGAAGAGCGCCAGUGGCAGUGGUGGCCCUCCUGGCACGACGUGACGACGCACUACAUGUACGAGAUCGGCUUCCUCGCCUCCUUCACCAUGUCCGUCGGCGCCACCGUCUUCUACAUAAGCGGCAUCCUCGCCCUGCCCGGCAUCUUCGACAACCUCAGCGAGGCCGCCCUCCAGGGCGCCUACUUCUUCCCCUACCUCCUCGGCGGCGUCCUCUUCGCCCUCUCCUCCCUGUUCUACAUCCUCGAGACCCAGCCCAACUGGUACACGCCCCAGCCCUUCAAGAUUGGCUGGCACGUCGGUGUCUGGAACAUGAUCGGCGGCGUCGGCUGGACCCUCGCCGCCUCCUGGGGAUACUGCACACCCAGUUGGUGCAAGUACCAGAGCGAGCUCGCCCUGAUAUGGGCGUCGGCCGCAUUCAGCGUCGGGAGCGCCCUGCAGUGGUACGAGUCGCUCGACAAGUACAUUGUCAUCAUCGAGGACUAA